UCAGGCUUCGAAGGGCGUCGACGUUGUCCCCCUUCCUUUCCUCCCCACCUUCUGCAUUCACGUAGACCAAACCAUAGAAACCAAAGAACCAACCAUUCGCAAAAGGCAAAUCGAUCUCCUCCGCUUUCCUCGUCUCUCUCUCUCUCUCUCCCUCUAAGAAAUCAAGCACAACGUCCAUGGUUUCAGUGAAAUCAUGGUGAUCUUUUCAGUGUUAACGUUGUGCUCGUAGGUGAUCCCGUCGUCGUUAGAUGGGCAACACCUGCCGUGGCGGAUCGUUAGUAGGAAGCAGGUACUUUCCCAGCUACAGCGGGCCUACCGACCGGUCCUCCUCUUGCUCGUCCUCCGACGGCACCCCUCGCUACCACCUGUCCUUCUCCCACCUCGACCCGGACGAGCCCCCGCAGCCGGCAGCAAAGCCCGAUCGUGACGGCGCCAUGCGGCGCAGCGGCGACGGCAGCGCCACCUGGGUCCUCGGCCAUAGGACCGCCAACCUCCGCGACCUCUACACCCUCGGCCGCAAGUUGGGGCAGGGCCAGUUUGGCACUACGUACCUGUGCACCGAGGUGGCCACGGGGAGGGAGUACGCCUGCAAGUCCAUCUCCAAGCGAAAGCUGAUCGCCAAGGAGGACGUGGAGGACGUGAGGCGGGAGAUCCAGAUCAUGCACCACCUGUCGGGGCACAAGAACGUGGUCACCAUCAAGGGCGCGUACGAGGACCCACUGUACGUGCACAUCGUGAUGGAGCUGUGCGAGGGCGGGGAGCUCUUCGACCGCAUCAUACAGCGGGGGCACUACAGCGAGCUCAAGGCCGCCGAGCUGACCAGGAUCAUCGUCGGGGUCGUCGAGGCGUGCCACUCGCUGGGGGUUAUGCACAGGGACCUCAAGCCAGAGAACUUCUUGCUGGCUAAUAGGGACGACGACUCCUCGCUCAAGGCCAUAGACUUUGGGCUCUCCGUCUUCUUCAAGCCCGGCCAGAUCUUUACAGACGUUGUUGGCAGUCCAUAUUAUGUAGCUCCUGAGGUACUAUGCAAGCACUACGGACCAGAAGCUGAUGUCUGGACAGCUGGGGUGAUACUAUACAUAUUGUUGAGUGGGGUGCCACCCUUUUGGGCAGAAACACAACAAGGAAUAUUUGAUGCAGUUUUGAAGGGAGUCAUUGACUUUGACUCAGAACCAUGGCCAAUGAUCUCUGAUAGUGCAAAGGACCUCAUAAGAAAAAUGCUCUGCUCUCGACCUUCAGAUCGCCUAACAGCUCACGAAGUACUUUGUCACCCGUGGAUAUGUGAAAAUGGUGUUGCUCCAGACCAAGCACUGGAUCCAGCUGUACUCUCUCGGCUUAAACAAUUCUCAGCAAUGAAUAAGUUGAAGAAGAUGGCUUUAAGAGUAAUAGCUGAGAGCCUUUCAGAGGAGGAGAUUGCUGGACUUAAAGAAAUGUUCCAAGCAAUGGAUACCGACAGCAGUGGUGCAAUCACGUUUGAUGAGCUAAAAGAGGGUCUCAGACGAUACGGUUCAAAUUUGAAGGAAUCUGAAAUCCGUUCCCUCAUGGAUGCUGCUGAUGUGGACAACAGUGGCACCAUUGAUUACGGGGAAUUUGUAGCCGCAACAAUACAUCUAAACAAACUAGAGCGUGAAGAGCAUUUAGUGGCAGCAUUUUCUUACUUUGACAAGGAUGGAAGUGGUUAUAUUACAGUCGACGAACUUCAGCAAGCUUGUAAGGACCACAAUAUGACUGAUGUUCAGAUUGAUGAUAUUAUUAGAGAAGUUGAUCAGGAUAAUGAUGGUCGUAUCGACUAUGGUGAGUUUGUUGCUAUGAUGCAAAAGGGAAACAUGGGGCACGGAAGAAUAACCAUGCAGAGAAUGCGGAAUAGUUUGAAUAUUAGCAUGAAAGAUGCACCAGGAGCUCACUGAUUUCAAACCGCAUGCAUUACAGGUUCUGUAAAUUUGAACUUCUUUUUUUGUACUACGAAAUGAACGUGAAAAAAAGACAACAAAGAAGAUUGUGGUAUUCAUUUACUGCUGUAAAUCGAGUGAAAAUGAGAGAUGAGCAACACUAAACUUGAACGUUCAGAGGUAAUCAUCAAAUUCCUAAGCUGUACCAUAUUCAGGAUUUUGUAUAAAUCAAAUUAUUUUCA
Molecule: messenger RNA, 2131 nt
Organism: Musa acuminata subsp. malaccensis (wild Malaysian banana)
Lineage: Eukaryota; Viridiplantae; Streptophyta; Magnoliopsida; Zingiberales; Musaceae
Product: calcium-dependent protein kinase 26
Biological process (GO): protein autophosphorylation; intracellular signal transduction; peptidyl-serine phosphorylation
Cellular component (GO): cytoplasm; nucleus
Molecular function (GO): calmodulin binding; calcium ion binding; calcium/calmodulin-dependent protein kinase activity
Source: RefSeq, a predicted model, not a curated record